UGGCUGUCGGCCGCCCCGCCUCCGCUCCCUGGCGGGAGAAACCAUCUCCUCAGACAGGGGGAGGGGCGGGGCCGGCGCCCUCUUACACCGGAAGAGGAAGUCGGGCGCCAGAAGUGACGGGCAUUCUGGGUAGUGAACUGUUUACUUCCUGCGGUGUGGAGGCUGUGGCCGCGUCCCCAGCAGUUCUUCGUAUCCGAGAGGAUGGCCUUGGAGACUGUGCCCAAGGACCUGCGGCAUCUGCGAGCUUGUCUGCUGUGUUCGCUGGUUAAGACAAUAGACCAGUUUGAAUAUGAUGGUUGUGAUAAUUGUGAUGCAUACCUACAAAUGAAGGGUAAUCGAGAGAUGGUAUAUGACUGCACCAGCUCUUCCUUUGAUGGAAUCAUUGCAAUGAUGAGUCCAGAGGACAGCUGGGUCUCCAAGUGGCAGCGAGUCAGUAACUUUAAGCCAGGUGUAUAUGCAGUGUCAGUCACUGGUCGCCUGCCGCAAGGAAUCGUGCGGGAGCUGAAAAGUCGAGGAGUGGCCUACAAAUCCAGAGACACGGCUAUAAAGACCUAGCAAGAUGCAGGCUGCUAGCAUCUUUGCUCUCCACCUCCUUCCUCUGUUUUGUUGUUGUUGUUGAACUAAACAAACAGAACUUCAAAUACUCCUUGCCCUCCACUCUGAGAAUCAGCAGACCAUUGAGAGAGCAGCACAUCCUGUCUCUAGGCCAUUUCUGGGACUACUGGGUGGAGGUGGAGGGGUUGGGGCCGGAGGGUCCACAGAGACUGAAUUGAGGGGAGAGGAUGCCAGUUUUCCUGCCCAUGUCCAGGGCUGUGCCCUUGCCCAUGAGCAAUACUUUGGGUUAAAUUCCAAUUAACAUGAACCACUGGAAAAAUUCUUACCAUGACGCAUGGCUUGCCUCCCUCUCCCUUUUUCUUAGCUUGGCACAAUAAGGGCUCACUUGCCCAGUAAGCACCAUCCCAGCAUAGUAGAGUCUCUUCUGCUCUUGUCACCUGUCUCUGAGCCUCCAGGGGUGCAACCUUCCUAGUGUACUUGCUUGAGCUUCAUUGGAAGGUCUGCUGUUCUGAGGCACCGUAACCCCUCAGUGUAGUCCCAUAGUCUAGGGCUUAUAGCCUACUUUCUAGACCUGGCAUUAUCAGUCUCUCUUAAAAUCUUGAAGCUUCUUAGUGUUCUUCACCCCUUGACUUUGUUUCAUACUUCUUUUCCUUCUUUGUGUCUUUAUUUUUACUGAUCUUCCUAUACCUUUGGCCAGUUUCAUCAUUGUUUUACAUUCCCCUCUCUGGAGACCUUCCAGCCACAGGUGGCUGCUGGGUCUUGUCUGGGAGUUUGUGCUUCUGUGGGAAGUUGGCCUUUCCUUCUCUAGCUUGAUAGGGGGCUUUGGGUAACUGUUUUGGCCAAGGUGGGUUGUUUGUUUUAAAAUUUAAAAAAUUACCAUAAAUUUUUAUGUUUUUAAGCAUCCACAGAAAUCCUAUUACUAUCCCCAUUUCGAUUUAAGUUCAUCCAUAAAUGAGAGUGAUUAUACUCUAUUUACCUCAGGAUUCUUGUGCUCAGAAAUGAAGCAAUGUGCUGGGCUUGGUGACACAUGCCUGUAAUCCCAGCAACUCAGGAGGCUGAGGCAAGAGGAUUCCAGGUUCAAAGUCAGCCUCAGAAACUUGGACUGUAAACAGUCUAGCGAGAAGAGCUGGGGCUCGGGCUCAAAGGUUAGGCACCCUUGGGUACCAAAAAGAAAAAGAUGAAGCAAUGUGGAAAUUCUGUAACAAAUCUUAUAAAAGGUAAAAUUCCUGUUUUU
Messenger RNA from Sciurus carolinensis (gray squirrel), 1789 nucleotides. It is a transcript of the gene Supt4h1, whose product is annotated as SPT4 homolog, DSIF elongation factor subunit. The transcript has 5 exons. Gene Ontology annotation, biological process: chromatin organization; positive regulation of DNA-templated transcription, elongation; regulation of transcription elongation by RNA polymerase II. Gene Ontology annotation, cellular component: DSIF complex; nucleus. The coding region runs from base 202 to 555 and encodes 117 amino acids. The record is from RefSeq and is a predicted model, not a curated record. NCBI's taxonomy places the organism in Eukaryota, Metazoa, Chordata, Mammalia, Rodentia, Sciuridae. Gene Ontology annotation, molecular function: RNA polymerase II complex binding; zinc ion binding.